AGCCUUAUCUCACACGUGCCAACGGCGCUCACUUGGAAAACCAUCGGCCGGAACACGUCGCGCGCGCUCUCCUCUUCCCCGUCUGUCCGUCGGCAAGAGCGCAAUGGCUCUCGCGAGCUGCUUCUCUCCUCCUUUUCGGCCUCCUCUCUGUGCCGGUGGCCGCUCGUUAUCUCCCGUCGCCUGCGCUUGCGCACAGACCGUCACCACCGCUCCUGCUGCUCCUUCCCUCCCCAAAGCCCUACCGGCGAUCCUGGACUCUAGGCUCAUCGCGUGCCUCCGAGCUCGAGAUGGAAAUACCGCGAUGGAAGCUGCUUGUGCUGCUCUUAGUGGUGGCAUAUCCGUUCUAGAGAUUGUGAUGUCUACUCCAGGUGUGUUGGAGGUGAUAAGAGGACUUUUAAAGGAUUAUCCUUCAUCGGUAAUAGGGGUUGGUACUGUCUUAAAUGCUGAGGAUGCAAGAAAAGCUGUGAAAGCUGGAGCCCAGUUUCUCAUGAGUCCUGGUACAGUCAUGGAGAUAUUACUAGAUCUUCAAAACACUGAUGUCUUAUAUAUUCCAGGAGCGAUGACGCCAACAGAAGUAUUAUCUGCAUAUAAUGCUGGUGCAAGAAUUAUCAAGAUUUAUCCAGUUUCGGUCUUAGGUGGAUGCGAUUAUAUAAAAGCACUUAAAAAACCAUUCCCCCAUAUUCCAAUGGUUGCUUCGCAAGGCACCACGACAGAUUCAAUCAGAAAAUACAUUGAGUGUGGAGCCUCAGCUGUUGUACUUUCAGAUGCUAUAUUUGAGAAAGAAGCCAUGAGACACAGAAAUUUCGACGAAAUACAUAGGCUAGCUCAUCUUGCCACUCUUCAAGUUGGCCAGGCUGGAAAAUGUUAAGCAAGUAAAAAGCUAUGGUCGAUAGCAUUGAGAUUUACGAGAAUUGGCUUAACGCGUCACUCUUCUAUUUUACAUGUUUUUGGAAGGGCAUCAUGGUUUAUUUCUCUUGGGAUCUUCGUCACACUUAGUGUUUGACCCAAAACAACUUGUUUCAGGAUCAGUCAGGUGGUUUCGAUCUCCCUUCUACGUCGAUGCAUGACUCCACAGUUCUCGGAAGGUGAUGCUGCUUAAAUCGUAAAUCAUUUUCCAAGCAGACCAGCAAUUUGGGCUUGAAUGUUCAUUCAGAUGACCAGCCUUUAGUUCGUGUAUUCAUAUCAUCCAUUUUGUUGAUAAAGAGGACUAAAACCUAAUGUAAUCUCUUGUUUCAUAGAAGAAAAUACAUCUUUUGAUAUGAUUGAUCAAAUCAUGUAUAAGAAUGUGGGAAUUCAAAGCACAUUGGAAGCUCUAU
Molecule: messenger RNA, 1316 nt
Organism: Musa acuminata subsp. malaccensis (wild Malaysian banana)
Lineage: Eukaryota; Viridiplantae; Streptophyta; Magnoliopsida; Zingiberales; Musaceae
Molecular function (GO): lyase activity
Source: RefSeq, a predicted model, not a curated record